AUGCCUGGCCUCUUACAUAUGCCAUACGAGGUGUUGCUAAGUAUUAUGGAAGACUUCGAUUUUGUCGACGUAGCCAAUCUGGCCUUGACCUGCAAGGAUUUGAAGUUCCUUGUUGUUGAGGAACGUAUCUGCAAACCCAUUACAAAAGCGCGAUUCUCUAGUGAGGCCAAGUCUGCUGUACUAACUGGUGGUGGCUAUGCGCGAGCCCUCCGAAGUAUUGCCAAAAGACGGGAAGCUCUAGCCACGGUGUCCCCCUUUACGGUGACUACUAUUGGAUAUUGUCAUACCUAUAUCUAUUGUAAAGGUGUUCUUUGUUACACACUGGAUAAUAGAAUAAGGAUCCUCAACCUACACGGCUCAGGACACGAUGAGCUUGUGAUUAGUAUCCGACAAUUGCUUAUGGUGUCAGGUAUUCAGAACUAUACCAAAAGAACUUUCGAGAUCCUCUACUGUUCGAAGGAAGUCGUAUCCUGUCUAAGCCGUUCCUUGAAUCCGGACGACCAAACGUUAUGGUUGAUUGUAUUUGGCAUUAAUGGAGUCGAUCUUCUCGUAGAGGAGUUUGUCUCCACUCAUAUUUUUGUCCGUCACAACGAGAAAUUCCUUUACGUUGGAAUCGACUCAGGGGUCGAUACUAGUAGUUGGGUGGUUCAGGGGUACGAUCUUACAACUCAAAAACAGUUUCCACAAAAGGUUGAUCUGCCAGACGUGGUAGGCUCAGUAGUUGGGACUACUGUUUGUUUCGAAAUCCACGGGAGUUACUUCUACGCGCUUUCUACUAGGGACAUAAUGGACACAAUGGAUUAUGAGUCAUACUACUGCUGCUUUCGGUUUCCUUUAGACUCUCCUAGCAAUGAACUACUAGAGCAAACCGAAAUGUGGCGAAGGCGACACGAAGAAGGGCCUAUCGAUGAGAGACAAACCAUUCUCCGUUUAGAUGAAGAUGAGACUACUGGAAAGCUUAUGAUAAUCGAAUGUCGACUAGAAUGGCUCCAAGGCCAAAGAAGGCAACGAACCUACUAUGCUACUGAGAUUAUUUGGCUAGAGGACAAAAGUGAGACCUCGAGUAUUUCCUCCAGGUCUCAGAACGGCUUUGAGCAGACGGAGCCGCCGCAACGCCUGCCCGAAAACACUCACCCAGACAACGGUUUCUUAAUACACACGAUACGUGUUCAGUCAUAUCAAACUCUUUGUGCCACGUUCCUUGACCUUUUUGAUGAUACGGCGGGAACACAAAUGCUACGACUGCACGCAUGCUCACGACAACCGAAGCCUCCUCUUGAAAAUACGUCCGGCGUACUUCGUGCGCCUUCCGAGACCCUCGAAACAGCGUUGAAGGAGCUCUAUAGGGAAGACAUCUCGUUUUGGCCCAAAUCACUUGACACAGCUGAGUCAGAGGAGUUGCUCAGGCUUCUCAACCCACCAAUGUAUUCUGGCGAUGUUCAAGGGAUCGCUGAUGAGAGAUCUAUGGUCUACGUUACGGGGUCUAAAGAUAAGCCGCGACAGCUUAUUUUUGUGGGAUUUGAUGCUACUAUCCGACUACGAGGGGUAAAAAGGUGGGGUGAGACAGGGAAGUAUUUUGAGGGAAGUAUCAGUAUUGAUCGAAAAGGAAAGAGAAAGGAUAUUCUAGAAAGGGGCGCAGAUAUGCAGGUUUCUAGGGGGGAGAUAUUAAUUGAUGUCCAGGAAGAGACGGCCAUGUACAGAAACAUGUGCCUAGGGUAUAAUUUUGGACGAGCACCUGCGUCUGAUUUAUGA
Molecule: messenger RNA, 1752 nt
Organism: Venustampulla echinocandica
Lineage: Eukaryota; Fungi; Ascomycota; Leotiomycetes; Helotiales; Pleuroascaceae
Exons: 2
Coding region: 1-1752 (583 amino acids)
Molecular function (GO): protein binding
Source: RefSeq, a predicted model, not a curated record